Molecule: messenger RNA, 667 nt
Organism: Gastrolobium bilobum
Lineage: Eukaryota; Viridiplantae; Streptophyta; Magnoliopsida; Fabales; Fabaceae
Product: early nodulin-like protein 9
Exons: 2
Coding region: 3-656 (217 amino acids)
Cellular component (GO): plasma membrane
Molecular function (GO): electron transfer activity
Source: RefSeq, a predicted model, not a curated record
CCAUGGCCACCUUCAUUUUAAGGUCUAAUAAAGCAAUCCAUGCCUUGGGUUGGUUCUGUCUCCUGAUGUUGGUGCAUAAAGGUGCUGCCUAUGAAUUCAUAGUUGGGGGCCAAAAGGGUUGGAGUGUUCCAAGUGAUCCCAAUUUUAAUCCUUUCAAUCAAUGGGCAGAAAAGGGCCGUUUCCAAAUGGGAGACUCCCUAGUGUUCAACUACCAAUCUGGCCAAGACUCGGUGCUUUCUGUAAAGAGUGAAGACUAUGCCAGUUGCAACACAGGUUCACCUUAUGCAAAAUUCUCUGAUGGCCACACUGUCUUCAAACUAAACCAAUCAGGGCCUCACUUCUUCAUAAGUGGAAACAAAGAUAACUGUCUCAAAAAUGAGAAGUUAACAGUGAUUGUGCUAGCUGAUAGAAGCAACCGCAACUCAUCAAACACCAACCAAACAAGCCCCGCUUCUCCACCUUCACCACAGUCAUCAUCUCCUUCACCAGCACCUUCAGGGCAAGAAGGUCAAUCUCCACCUAUGGAGUCAAACCCAACACCAGCUCCUGUCAGUGAACCUCCUCCUCAUACUCCUAAUGAUGCUGCUUCAGUCUUUGUCAGCUUUACUAGCUCUGUUGGAACAUUCAUGGCUUCAGUUCUAGUUUUAUCUCUCUAAGCAUGUAUGAG